AUGUAUGAUAUUUGUAAAAGUAAUCAAAGAGUAGCCAAAUUACAUCUCAUAAAAACCGCGCACAGACUCAAUGAGCCUGUCAUUGGCGUAUUGGAUUUCUCCGAAGCAAAUUUAAAGACAUUCAAGAUAUCCAUUUUCUUAGAAAGUAUCGAAUGUGUGGAGCCAAGUAUUGCUAUAAGAAGCGCACAACACAUCGCACGAGUCUCACGGAAGACACAUUCAGAUUUUCAUUCAUUUUGUCUGAAUAAUCAGCGACUAACAUUUGCAUUACCGAUACCUGCCUCUGCUACACCUGAAUUCCAGACUACUGGGGUUUCCUUGCAGUAUUUCCUAAGGUUCGAAUUCAUCACAGGUAUUGAUCAAAAACCGCCUUUUAUACCCAUUACAACUGACGAUAAACACCGUCAUUAUCAAUCAUUACAAAACGUUGUCGUAAGCACCUUUGAUUGCCAAAUUCAAUUGACUGUAUAUGGCUCGCCGGGUGGUUGGGAUAAUGCUCUAUACGGUCGUCCUUACACUUUUAAGGUCUAA
This is a messenger RNA of Mycotypha africana, 531 nucleotides long. Its product is annotated as Rgp1-domain-containing protein. Gene Ontology annotation, cellular component: Ric1-Rgp1 guanyl-nucleotide exchange factor complex; Golgi membrane. Gene Ontology annotation, biological process: retrograde transport, endosome to Golgi. Lineage: Eukaryota; Fungi; Mucoromycota; Mucoromycetes; Mucorales; Mycotyphaceae. Bases 1 to 531 code for a protein of 176 amino acids. The record is from RefSeq and is a predicted model, not a curated record. The transcript is spliced from 2 exons.